Molecule: messenger RNA, 2955 nt
Organism: Onthophagus taurus
Lineage: Eukaryota; Metazoa; Arthropoda; Insecta; Coleoptera; Scarabaeidae
Product: Ribonucleoside diphosphate reductase large subunit
Biological process (GO): deoxyribonucleotide biosynthetic process
Cellular component (GO): ribonucleoside-diphosphate reductase complex
Molecular function (GO): ATP binding; ribonucleoside-diphosphate reductase activity, thioredoxin disulfide as acceptor
Source: RefSeq, a predicted model, not a curated record
UGACAGUUAGAACCUAACCAAUAAAAUCUUACGAUUCCGGUUCUUUUAGCGCUUCGUUAAACAUCUUGUUAUUGUAAUAACUCGUUUUUAACACAUCUGAAUCUGUUUUAAAUUUUAAAAUCCCAUCAACUUCUUGUGUUUGUCCGUUAUUUUUGUGUAAAUCUAUUAAAAUGCCGAUUGCACAUUCACCAGGAAAGAACUACGUCGUUAAAAGAGAUGGUCGUAAAGAGCAAGUUUACUUCGAUAAGAUCACAUCGAGGAUCCAAAAACUGUGCUAUGGGUUGAAUAUGGAUUUUGUUGACCCAGUGGACAUUACCAUGAAGGUUAUUCAAGGUCUUUAUCCAGGCGUUACCACAGUUGAGUUGGACACCUUAGCUGCUGAAACCGCUGCUACAAAAAUUACAGACCAUCCUGAUUAUGCAACACUUGCUGCUAGAAUUGCUAUGACUAAUCUCCAUAAAGAAACGAAGAAACAAUUCUCAGAUGUAAUUGAAGAUUUGUACAACAUGGUAAGCGAAAAACUUGAUAAAAACACACCAAUGAUUUCUGAACAACAUUAUAAAAUUAUAAUGAAAAAUGCGGAUCGUUUAAAUUCUUGUAUCAUUUACGAUCGUGAUUUCUCAUAUAAUUAUUUUGGUUUUAAAACACUCGAACGUUCAUAUCUCCUAAAAAUCAACGGAAAAAUUGCUGAACGUCCCCAACAUAUGUUAAUGCGCGUGGCCGUUGGGAUUCACGGUGAAGACAUUGAAUCAGCUAUUGAAACUUACAAUUACAUGUCUGAGAAGUAUUUUACUCACGCGAGUCCGACUUUAUUUGCCGCAGCGACACCUCGCCCACAAAUGUCGUCAUGUUUCUUAGUAAUGAUGCCGGAGGAUUCAAUCCAAGGCAUUUUUAAAUGUAUCUCACAAUGUGCUAUUAUAUCAAAAAGUGCGGGAGGAAUUGGAGUUAACGUCCAUAAUAUUCGAGCACAAGGCACGAUUAUUGCUGGAACUAAUGGUAUUUCAAACGGUUUAGUACCAAUGUUACGGGUUUUUAAUAAUACAGCUCGAUAUGUCGAUCAAGGGGGUAAUAAAAGACCUGGAGCGUUUGCAAUUUAUUUAGAACCGUGGCAUGCGGAUGUUGUUGAUUUUUUAAAUUUAAAAAAAAAUACUGGGGCUGAAGAAGUUAGGGCGAGAGAUUUAUUUUAUGCUUUAUGGAUUCCUGAUUUAUUUAUGAAACGCGUCGAGGAAGAUUCAAUGUGGUCGCUAAUGUGUCCUCAUCAAUGUCCCGGUUUAUCUGAUUGUUGGGGGGAAAAAUUCGUGGAAUUAUACGAAAAUUACGAAAAAAGGAAAAAAUUUGUUCGCCAAAUACCCGCCAGAGAAUUAUGGAAAGCCAUAAUUGUGUCUCAAAUUGAAACUGGAACUCCAUAUAUGUUGUAUAAAGACGCUUGUAAUCGCAAAAGUAACCAACAACAUUUAGGUACAAUAAAAAGUAGCAAUUUAUGCACCGAAAUCAUUGAAUACACAUCUCCUGAUGAAAUCGCAGUUUGUAAUUUAGCAUCAAUUGCGGUUAACCAGUUCGUUAAACCCGACAGGAAAAGUUUUGAUUUUGAAAAAUUAAAAAUCGUCACAAAAGUUGUAACAAAAAAUUUAAAUAAAGUUAUCGAUGUUAAUUAUUACCCACUCCCAGAAGCUGAAACGUCCAAUAAACGCCAUCGCCCCAUUGGAAUUGGUAUUCAAGGAUUAGCAGAUGCUUUUAUUUUGAUGAGACUCCCCUUUGAUAGCCCCGAAGCCCAUAAAUUAAACGUGCAAAUCUUUGAAACGCUUUAUUACGGUGCCUUAGAAGCUAGUUGUGAAUUAGCCGAAAAAGACGGGGUUUAUGAAACUUACCAAGGUUCCCCUGUUAGUAAAGGAAUCUUGCAAUACGAUAUGUGGAAUGUUACUCCAUCUGAUUUAUGGGAUUGGAAAGAAUUAAAAGAAAAAAUUAAUAAACACGGAAUAAGAAAUUCUUUACUCUUAGCCCCAAUGCCAACAGCUUCAACAGCUCAAAUUCUAGGAAAUAACGAAUCUUUUGAACCUUACACAUCGAAUAUUUAUACGCGAAGAGUACUUUCUGGGGAUUUCCAAGUUGUUAAUCACCACUUAUUAAGAGAUUUAACCGAAAGGGGGCUUUGGGAUGAUUUAAUGAAAAAUCAAAUAAUUGCAAAUCGCGGCUCAAUUCAAAACAUCCCCCAAAUCCCUGACGAUUUAAAAGAAAUUUAUAAAACAGUUUGGGAAAUUUCAAAUAAAUGCAUCAUAAAUCAAGCCGCGGCUCGAGGGGCUUUCAUCGAUCAAAGCCAAUCUUUAAAUCUUUACGUAGCCAAACCGACUUACUCCGUUUUAACAUCAAUUCAUUUUUACGGCUGGCGACAAGGACUUAAAACAGGAAUGUAUUAUUUAAGAACGAAACCCGCAGCUCAACCCAUUCAAUUCACCGUCGAUAAAAGCAAAUUAAUAAUAAACGUUGGUGAUGGAGUUUCAAGUGGAGCAAGCUCCAUUGGAAUUAACACUAAUGGUGUUAAAAAAGAGAAAGAUGAAGAUGAAGAAAAUGCAGCAUUAGUUUGUUCGUUACAAAACCCCGGAAAUUGUGAUAUGUGUGGGGCUUAAAAUAUGAUUUAAAUUUAAUAAUUUUAACUACUUUUAAUUUAAUAACAUUAAAAAUAACAAAUAAAAGAUUAAUUUAAUUUUAUUUUAAUGGAACUUAUUUCUUAAAUGCACCACUUGCGUUAAAUCACUAUAAAGCGCUCAAAAUUCGUUAUUUCCAACCUCAUUUUUCAUUUUCUAAUCUCAUCACUAAGUUGCAUAUUUUUAUUAAACUAACAAAAGACCUAGAAUCAUUCGGGUUUAGCCGUCUUGAGAGACGUGUGGCUAAAUCCGAAUGUUUCUAUCUUAUGUUCUGUUUAUCAAUAAAGCGAACUACCAGCGUUCAUAUAAUUCA